AAAAGGAUGGUUUGAUAGAUCAAUAGAUGAUAAUCAAAUAAAUAAUUCAAAUCGUGUAACAAAUGUGAAUGGUGAAAAUUGGGAAUUGAGAAUGGUUAUUACAUCAUCUUAUUUAGAUUUCGUAAGUCAAUCUGAUCUGGGCGUUAUAGCGGUAAAAACAUUAAAUAUUUCUAAAUUACAACCUGGAUAUGUUGGAAAGAAUAUUACUGAAAAUAUUCUAUUAACGUUGUUUGAAAAUGGUAAUGUUGCAACUUUUAAUUUGGAUAAAGCAGAACAAGAAAUGAAAUUAUGGUUUAUUAUUAAAAGGCGAUGGCAAAUGUAUUUGGAACCAAUACGAAAGCAUAACAACAUUUAUAUGUUUGUGAUUCGUAUUAUUAGGGAAACACCCGAUUUUUGGGAACAUUUACAACUUGAUUAUAUGGA
Racocetra persica is the source of this 423-nucleotide messenger RNA. Lineage: Eukaryota; Fungi; Glomeromycota; Glomeromycetes; Diversisporales; Gigasporaceae. The record is from the annotation of a GenBank genome assembly.